AUGGGUUACGUUCAUCCGACGUUGGUUCAGGAACAAUCGAUUCCUCUCAUUCUGAGUGGGAAGGAUGUAUUAAUUAAGGCUCGCACGGGUUCUGGAAAGACUGUUGCGUACGCAAUCCCCACCCUUCAAAAGUUGCUUUCCAUUACCAACACAACCGACGGAAUCAAAGCUGUCAUUUUAGUACCUUCCAAAGAGCUUUGCGUCCAAACCUACGAAUGCUUUCGGUCCUUGUCUCGCUACUGUAGUAACGUCAUCAAUGUCGUCUCUUUGCAUUUGAGCAGCGCGGAUCAGCAGAAGGGCUAUCUGAACGAAUACACGGAUGUUGUCAUUUCGACUCCCAAGAUGCUGUUGAAUCAUUUAAAACUGUACAGCGAUAACAUUCUUAAAAACAUCCACACUUUCAUAGUAGACGAGGCCGAUUUGUUGCUCUCGUAUGGGUAUAAGGAAGAUAUGAACAAGGUGGUGGAGCGAAUCCCUGCAACUUGCCAGAAUAUUAUUCUGUCGGCUACGCUGAAUGAAGAGGUUUCGCUGCUCAAGCAGAAGUUGCUGCAUAACUGUGUGACCGUGAAGUUGGAGGAGGAAAACACGAGUGAGAGGAAUGACUUGAAUGAGUUUUUCAUCGAGGUGUCUGAGGAAAAGAAGGCAUUGCUGCUCUAUGCGCUGCUUCGUUUGCAUAUUUUGAAAGGAAAAGUGAUUAUUUUUGUGGACUCGUUGAACUUUGGAUAUUUCUUGAGUAUUUUCUUGGAGCGAUUCUCUAUGAAGUCGGUGGUGUUGAAUAACGAGUUGCCUGCUUUGUCUCGCAAUAACAUCAUUCAUCAGUUCAAUCGAGGAAUGUACGAUUACUUGAUCGCCACAGAUGAGGGAUUGGCGCAGUCCAUUCCAGAAAACAGCGAGAAAGAGGAGAAUGGUGGAAACAGUGGAACCAAUGCGAAGGAAGACGCCGAGCUGUUGGGAGAUUCUGAAAACGAGAAGGAUGAAGAUUCUGAAAUUGAGAAGGACGUGGAUUCUGAAAUUGAGAAGGACGACAGUGACGACUUCGACCUGGAAGAUUCUUCUGAGCCCGAGAAGGAAACCGAAGAGACGCAAAACGACGAAUAUAACGUGAGUCGCGGAAUCGAUUUCGAGAACGUGGCCGCAGUCAUCAACUAUUCGAUGCCCGCCUCCGUUUCGCACUACGUUCACCGCAUCGGCCGAACGGCGCGAGCUGGAAACCUGGGUACGCCGCUCUCUUUCAUCGUGCCAACCUCGGACAAGGACCAACGUAUUCUGGCCGAGAUCCAGAAGUACAAUCCUCCGCGGGAUGGGCAUCCCGUUCCGCAGCGACUUCCGUUCGACAUCUCCCAGAUCGAGUCGUUCAGCUAUCGAGUGGAGGGCGUGAAGCGAGGUAUUACGCCGAACUUGAUUCGAAACACGAGAAUGAUGCAGUUGCGAAAAGAGGCGUUGAAUAGUUCAAAGCUGAAGAUGCAUUUUGAAGACAAUCCCCACGAAUUAGAGCUGCUGCAGCAUGGACUCUCAAAGCAAUUGGUUCGUCCGAUAGCGUAUUUGCGAGAUAUUCCUGAUUAUCUGAUUCCGGAUGCAUUGAAACCGAAAUCAAAUCCGGAGGAAGCGAAGCGCGGGCACGAGGAGGAUGAGAAGAAUAAGGAAUGGAAGCGAAAGCGAGUGGCGGAUCCUCUGCAUGUUGCGAUCAAAGGUCGUAAUAAUUUGUAG
Molecule: messenger RNA, 1707 nt
Organism: Blastocystis hominis
Lineage: Eukaryota; Bigyra; Opalinata; Blastocystidae
Exons: 10
Coding region: 1-1707 (568 amino acids)
Cellular component (GO): nucleolus
Molecular function (GO): nucleic acid binding; ATP binding
Source: RefSeq, a predicted model, not a curated record